Molecule: messenger RNA, 2010 nt
Organism: Scaptodrosophila lebanonensis
Lineage: Eukaryota; Metazoa; Arthropoda; Insecta; Diptera; Drosophilidae
Gene: PK2-R2
Product: neuropeptides capa receptor
Exons: 10
Coding region: 1-2010 (669 amino acids)
Biological process (GO): neuropeptide signaling pathway
Cellular component (GO): plasma membrane
Molecular function (GO): neuropeptide receptor activity
Source: RefSeq, a predicted model, not a curated record
AUGACCUUGUCAAAAAUUGAAAUUAAUGAGCAUUUAGUAAAGGAUCCCUUUUUUAGUAUCAAGUGGGCAAUAGGUGGGCCGGCAAUGCUGGGUGGCACCGAUUUGGGGCCAGCUGCGAAGGCUGUCACAUUGCCAGCUAAAAAUGAUACAAUGGAGCACUUGGACUCGCACAUGCCACUGUUGAGUGACUUGCAAAUGUUCCAAAAUGAAAAAUUCUAUCUGAACUUGACCCAAGUGCUGAACAUUUCGGCGGAGAAUCUCACCAAUCUGCUGCUCAGUGUGCAGCAGCAGGAGGAACAUGGCACCCAGACCAGUCCAGUGGCUACACAAACACCCAUGGUGCUUCUGACCAUUCUCAGCAUCUGUUAUGCCCUCAUCUUCAUCGCUGGAGUGCUCGGAAAUCUGAUAACUUGCAUCGUUAUCUCGCGCAAUAAUUUCAUGCACACCGCUACGAAUUUCUAUCUAUUCAAUCUGGCCAUAUCGGAUCUAAUAUUGCUGUGUUCCGGCAUGCCCCAGGAUUUGUACAAUUUGUGGCAGCCCGACAAUUAUCCAUUUAGUGAUGGCAUCUGCAUCAUGGAGAGCAUUCUAUCCGAGACGGCGGCCAACGCCACGGUGCUGACCAUCACUGCCUUCACCGUGGAGCGCUACAUAGCCAUAUGCCAUCCCUUCAGGCAACACACCAUGUCCAAGCUAUCGCGUGCCAUCAAGUUCAUAUUUGCCAUCUGGAUUGCUGCACUGUUGCUGGCCCUGCCACAGGCCAUGCAGUUCUCGGUGGUGUCCCUGGAAACGAAGGCUGGCGCUUAUUAUGGCUCGUCAUGUACGAUGCAAAAUAAUUUCUAUGCCCAUGUGUUUGCCGUGUCCGGAUUCCUGUUCUUUGGUGGUCCCAUGACUGCCAUCUGCGUGCUAUACGUGCUCAUUGGGGUCAAGCUGAAGCGUAGCCGAUUGCUGCAGUCCCUCCAGCGGCGUCCCUACGAUAUACAUCGCGGCAUCAGCGCACAGACGCGCGUCAUCAGAAUGCUGGUGGCUGUUGCGGUGGCGUUUUUUAUAUGCUGGGCUCCAUUCCAUGCCCAGCGAUUGAUGGCUGUCUAUGGCUCCUCCUCUGGCAUCAAGUCGGAACUGUUCACCGACAUCUUUAACAUACUGAACUAUACUUCCGGUGUGCUGUACUUUCUAUCCACCUGUAUUAAUCCACUACUGUACAACAUCAUGAGUCACAAGUUUCGCGAAGCGUUUAAGGUGACAUUGUCGCGCCACUUCCGUCUCUCGAGCAAGUACCAGAGUCAGAGUCAGCCACACAACUAUAGCGUAUUGAGGCGGAAUCAGCACGGUUCGCUGCGCCUGAACACAACGGACAGCAUAAGGACAACGACAACCAUGACAACGGUGACUAUGAAUGGCAACAGUGUGGGGCAACCGGGCAGUGCGCGUUGUUCUCAGCGAUUGCAUCGCAUCUCGCUGGAUGGGUCGCAUGCCACGCUGUUGAGCACACAAAGCAAACAGGAUUUAUUUGCGGGGCGAGCGGGCGCUGAGCUGGCGCACUCGUUCAGCCAUCCACACUCUCAUGGGCCACCACAUCGCUUGUUACAGACGCAAAUAUCGCAGCUAUCUUCGGUGGGCGAUGCACAUUCCUUGCUGGAGGCUGAAAUCGAUGGAACGCAGCUGUCACAGCCGACAAUGUGUGCCAUAGACGAGCUGAGCAGCAAUCAGCCGGGAAUAUCGCGUUCGCGCCUGAAGUUGACGCGUGUCACCCGCCCCUCUCGUGCUGAACCACAGCAUUGCAGUGGCAUCGGUGGUGGUAGCGGUGGUGGCGUCGCCAUCAGCGAGCCAAGUGGAAAAGUGCGCAAAGCCAAGGCCAAAACCCUCAAGACAUCGAGCACUCUAAAGAGUCUGCGAACGAAAUUCAAUUGGCGCACCAGACGCAAGGCCAGCAGGCCUGCACAGUCCCCCACAAGUGCUGAGCCGAAGUCCCCGACGGUAGGAGCGGGACCUGACGAGCGAAGCGUCUUCUGA